CCCUCUCCCCUAAAAGCCAAGCUCUCCUCUCUCCUCUCUUCGAUUUAUCCAAAGGAAACAAGAUGACAUACGCAUGGAUAUUAUUCCAUUCAGCCAUAAAUAUAUAUAGUCUGAUCUGUCUAUAAUCUGGAAAACUCACCUGCUCCAUCUUAGCUGAUCUAUCCCCACAAAAACGCAGACCCUUUUGGCUUUUGCUGCUCUCACAAUCUCUGUGCUUUCGUUUUGAUCAUCAGGAAUAUUAUGUGCUAAAAUGGGCAUCAUCAAGUACCUCAAUCUCCAGAUGAUACCAUGGUGUUUCCACGUAUUGGGGAGGCAUGCCUCUUGCAUGCAACUCCGGCCAACUGAGUUUGAGCCGCCAGUCGGAGGGACAAUAAAGCUGAUCAAAUCUGAUGGCGUCGUCAAGAUCUACCGCCGUCCUGUCCACGUCUCGGAGCUCAUGUCGGAGUUUCCAAAGCACCUGGUUUGCCGUGCCGAUUCGUUUUACAUCGGCCAGAAGAUUCCUGCUCUUUCGGAGGACGACGAGCUGCAGCCCGGCCACAAGUAUUUCCUGCUUCCUAAUCAUUUCUUCCAAUCUGUACUGUCAUUCGUUACCAUAGCCUCGUUUGCCUCCCGUCAACCCGACUCAUCCCCGGUUUCAUCUUCUUCUCCGAUCUCUAAACACUCGAGGAAUGCGUUUGUAAGAAAAGCAGCAGUUUGUGAACCUUUUCAUAUACAGAAAACUCCAUCUGGAUGUCUGAGAAUACGCGUCUCAGAUGAGUUCAUAUCGCAGCUGUUGGAAGAAGGGAAGAUCCGGGGCGAAGAAGAAGAAAAGAAUACCGAGAGCUCGAGUAAAUCUACGAGUAAUGCCGUAUGCACUACGCCUCGAUUGCAGAAGGAGUACGCACAGCUUGUCGGAUCACGCCAAUGGAAGCCAAAGCUCGAAACGAUAAGGGAGACGGAAAAGAGAAAACUUUCUUCAUUUGGGAUGAAGAGAAGGAAGAAAUCUCAACCGAAAGGGCCUCAAAAGAUCACUCUCAGAUCAGAACAGCAAAUUCAUGUUACUUGCACUAAGCCUCCUUCAAAAGCCAAGAUCAAUAUUAAAUCCAGAAAAUGAUAUAUAUAUAUAUAUAUAUUUGAGGAACGUCUAGCUGCUGCUAGCUAGCCUUCUGUUUUGCAAUUUUUUUUUUUGGUCCUUCUGGGUUUUAAUAAUGAAGUCAUGUGUAAAACGGUGUAAAACUUCAACACGAUCAGAUAGAUACAAUAACUUAGUUGAUUGAA
This is a messenger RNA of Juglans microcarpa x Juglans regia, 1257 nucleotides long. RefSeq lists its product as uncharacterized. The record is from RefSeq and is a predicted model, not a curated record. Lineage: Eukaryota; Viridiplantae; Streptophyta; Magnoliopsida; Fagales; Juglandaceae. Bases 251 to 1093 code for a protein of 280 amino acids. The transcript has 2 exons.